AUGCGGUGUUUUGGUGCGGGGUACCUCAGAGGGGGAGGGAGCACAAGGGGGGCGGGGGUCAGCUCAGGGUGUACUGCUGGACUUUUGGACUCGGCUUUGUCUGAACUGAGGCUCCGGUCUGGAGCGGUUUUGGCGCAGUCCGGGCGUGCGCGUGCCUCUGAGUGUGAGCGGAGCCACGAGCGAACAGACAUGGGAGCAGCGGGCUUCAGCACCGCGGACAGCGCCCGGAUCCUGCUGCGCCUGCUCUUCGGUGUGCUGCCGCUGUCCGUGGUCCUGGCGCACGAGGGGGAGAACCUGUCCGGUCUGUCCAAUAACCCGGACAAAGCCAUCUUCGCCGUGCGCGAGAACAGCACCACGUGCCUCAUGGUGGAGUUCGCAGUCAAGUUUCUCGUGCCGUAUGACGUACUCGCGCUCAACGGGAUAGACCUCAUCACGGAGCAGACCUCCUUCAUGCUCCCGCGCAGCGCGGAGAUCGAGGGCAGAUGCGGCAGCGCGGACUCUGAGAUCCACAUCAGUUGGAAGAGCAAAGCCUACGUCCUGCGCAUCUAUUUCACCAAGGAGCUCCGCGACAAAGACCAGGAGAUCUGGAAGGUCAGCAAAGUGCAGUUCGUGUACGACACGUCCGAAACGUCGCACUUCAUCAACGCCUAUAACCCGGGGAAGCACACAGCCAGCAGUCACCGCCUCUCGGCUCUGGUGACUCCCGCUGGGAAGUCGUUCGUGUGUGCGGCGCAGCAGACACUCACCCUCAUCUCCAGCGACCAUCAGAAGGGCGUGACCGUGUCCAUGUACGACAUCCAGAUCCAGCCCUUCGACCUGAGCAGCGACUUUGUCUUCAGCGAACCGUACAAGUGCAUCACGGACCAGCGGGAGCGCCUGGAGGAAACCCUGCCUAUCGUUCUGGGGGUGAUCCUGGCCCUCAUCAUCGUCAUCACUCUGGUCAUUUAUCACUUCCACCUGAAGCUGAGCACCCCGCCGCCGCCACAGCUGCCCCGGGACCGCUCUCUCUACAAGAACAUGUGA
Molecule: messenger RNA, 1023 nt
Organism: Knipowitschia caucasica
Lineage: Eukaryota; Metazoa; Chordata; Actinopteri; Gobiiformes; Gobiidae
Source: the annotation of a GenBank genome assembly